GGCAGUCCUGCCAACUCGACUCACUCGGCUCCGAGUCCCAACAACAUGAGCGAGCACCACCGUCAGGAACUGUUGCUCUCACUUCUAACUUCUGGCCGAAUGUUCCGUUGCCCCUUCUGUGACAUUUAUUUCACAGAGUACGCCAUGUUUCGACUCCAUCAGAAAUAUCAUCAGUGUGACAUGAGCCGUCCG
This is a messenger RNA of Lymnaea stagnalis (great pond snail), 192 nucleotides long. The record is from the annotation of a GenBank genome assembly. NCBI's taxonomy places the organism in Eukaryota, Metazoa, Mollusca, Gastropoda, Lymnaeidae.